Galleria mellonella (greater wax moth) is the source of this 880-nucleotide messenger RNA. RefSeq lists its product as uncharacterized. NCBI's taxonomy places the organism in Eukaryota, Metazoa, Arthropoda, Insecta, Lepidoptera, Pyralidae. The transcript is spliced from 5 exons. Bases 279 to 755 code for a protein of 158 amino acids. The record is from RefSeq and is a predicted model, not a curated record.
UUUGUGGCGGUUGUACGGUGGUGAAAAUCAGCAUUAAUGAGCAUAAUACCUUUUUAAUGGUAUUAACCAUAGACAAAAUUAAAACAGACUGUCAUUCGUACACUUACAAAAUAACAAUGAACAAAAAAAAAUGUAGUGCUCGUAUCCCAAAAUUUAUUUAUUACAAAAAAAAAAUACCGAACAAAAUGUAAAAAGACAAAUCAACUUAACAAUAAAAUCAGCAAAUUGAAUACCUCAAAUACUUAAUUUGAAAUUAAUAAUUGAUAAAUUUAAGAAAAAUGGGUAAACUGCCAUAUUUAUACACAGAAUCUGACGAAACGGAUGACACGAAUAGUUCUACGGACAAUAAUAAAAAGAAGAAAAAGUUUUCAAUUUUCAAGUGCGUAAAUGGGAAUGUAAAAAAAAGGAAGUGUAAACUACAUUCCAAGUCUGAAAGGGACGACUCCGACAGCCGUAGUGGAAGCAGAAGUAACCAGAGAGUUAGGUAUAAGCUGCCGGGCAUAUUGAAGAAAGAUAAGGAGAGAGAGAGAGAUUCAUCAGAAGGUGAUGAUGAUUACGAGUAUCCGAAGCCACAUUGCUCACAAGACAGGUGCUUGGUGGGGCGUGUACCCCGGCCGCCGGGGGCAAAACCCGGCCGCGGCGGCGGGGUCGCUAUUAUUGUCAAGAAGAACAUUAGUGAGUUGCAACCUCAACAAAGCACAAGCAGUACCAAGCGAUACCAUAUGAAGCGCCUCAGACGGAAACGGUCGUGUUGACAAUCUGUGGAAACAGUCUGCGGAUACGAGGUGACCCGUUUAAAAGAUAUCUCGACAACGAACUAGAUUGGAAUCUGUUGGAAACAAGGAAAAUGACUGUUACAAAAUUGAAAUCCGAAGCUGAG